Chiloscyllium plagiosum (whitespotted bambooshark) is the source of this 1363-nucleotide messenger RNA. RefSeq names its product transmembrane protein 255B. NCBI's taxonomy places the organism in Eukaryota, Metazoa, Chordata, Chondrichthyes, Orectolobiformes, Hemiscylliidae. The record is from RefSeq and is a predicted model, not a curated record.
UUGUGGGAGGUGGUCUGUCCUCAGUCCAGAACCAGCUCCUUCCUGGACUCCAGCGUCCUGUCCUGCAGCAUUCAGUUGAGGAGGAGACAGACAGAGAGAGAUGCAACAAAAUCAACUCAGAUUUCACCUCCUCGAGUUACUGAUGAAAAGGAAAAAAAGGGCAGUAUGGCUUUCAAGCAUUCUGCUUCUUCUCUCACUUGUAAUUACUGUCGUUGGUAUUUUCACUGAAACAAGGACAGAGAAUAUCAGCAUCAUCGGCUAUGCAUCUGGAAUAAUUCUUGCUUUUGGAUCAUUUCUGGGACUGCUGGGACUCUUCCUGGAUGAAAAUCGGAAGCAACUGCUGAUUGCAGCCAUCACCUUCCUCAGUUUUGGAAUUAUUGGAGCUUUCAUCUGUGUCAUUGUGGAUGGUGUCUUCACAGCUGUCAGCAUUGAUUUAAGACCACUGCGUGCAGGGAGAUGCCAGUAUUACACCAGUGGACAGAACUUUAUUUAUGAGAAUUACCUGGCAACUGUGCCUUGCCAGAGUUUCACAGAGUCGUGCAACCUGAAAGUGCGAAGUAACACUUGUUAUUGCUGCGAAUUGUACAAUUGUGCAAAUGGUGAUUAUUUGAAGAAUUACUUUGAGUUUGUUGGAGUGAAGAGUUGCCAGGAGAUUCAAUCUGUAUACAUCAUGAUUUGGCUGGUAACCACACUCAACAUAUCUGCUUUCAUUUUGGGAAUUGCCACCUCUGCUAUUCUCGGGAACUUUAAAAACACGGAGUCUCUCAUUGCACCUGAUGUUAGUGUCCAGCUCUUCAACUUUCACAAUUCCAGGUGUAAUGCUAAAGAGGAGACACAGAGCCAGCCCAGCACAUCUCCCUCAGCACCUCUCCUUCUCCAAGAACAAGGUGUCGACACAGUGCAGCAGAGACCCUCCGUUCGUUACAUGUCAAUGCCAGCAGCUACAUCUUUACCUUGUUAUAAUGAUAGCCACACGAAGAUGGAUAAUAACCCUCCACCAUUUGCCCCACUGUAUAACUUUCUGCCAGAAAAGCCACUGGGAUAUCCGAUAUGAUCAGUGAUUGCCCGCUUCUGUGUAAAGUGAACAGCUCCAGCAGUAAAAGUUGAGCCUUCAGAUCUGAGGCUUAAAAAGAUUAGACCAAAGAAAUGAUUUUGAGGGAUAUGAAACUGGUGAUAGUGAGUUAGCAGCAAGUUCUAAAUCCUUCCAGUUUCUAUUACCUUUGUCUUCAAUUUUUAUUGAUUUCAAUGUUUAAUAGCUACUGACUUGGAAUUGCCUGUUUGAACAAAACCAUCUUCUCCUGCUUCACCCAGCAAAAUCUCUUUGAAUGAAUUAAAAGAUUAAAAUUUACACUAUAGAUUUAUU